GGCAACACUUCAAGAAUGGGGUGUUCCUACCACUUCGAUCCACAUACAUGUGGCAGGAAGACCACUGAGUUACCAUUAAGGGAUAUUAACGAGGACUUCUUUGUUGUCUUUUUUCCAGAAUGCCCUUGGCCUAGAUUGUCAUCACAAACCAGUGUGGUCACAAAGGGUCAAAAUGUAUCUCUGAUUUGUUCCACCAAGAAAAAAUCUCUGGCAAUCAAGUACUCUUUUUUUCGGGGUGAGAAAUACCUGAGAAGUGAAGAUACGAAAGGUGAAUCCAAUAUUUUCAACCUAAGCAUCUCAGAAGCCCAUGAUUUGGGCCCCUACAAAUGCAAAGUCCAAGAUCCUAUAAAUGGAGAUUUCCACUGUGCUAAAUACAGUCCUGACUUCACCUUCACAUCGGUAGACCCAGUGGCCACCCCGGUCCUGAACAUCAGUGUCAUUCAGACAGAAGCAGGCCUAUAUAUAAUACUACGCUGCAUCUCGCUCAACGGCUCAUUGCCCAUCAACUACACUUUCUUUGAAAAAAAUGUUGCCAUGUCACCAGCUAUUUCCAAGGAUGAAAGGGAGCCUGCCGAAUUUAACUUCACCAAGAAGAGCAUCCAAGGAGGGGAAGAGUAUAAGUGUAAAGCUAAAAACAGAUGGUCUAACAACGCAAAAUACAGUCAGCGCACCACCAUGCCUUCAAUAGGUAAGAGCUACCUGAGCCAGAUUCUUUCAACAGGGUCUCGGUUUUCUUCCAGAAAUGGCAGCUGCUCUUCUGCCCACCCACUUCCCACUUUGGCCACCUGCUUCCAAUGUCUCCCCUCUAGGAGGAUGCACACAAACUCUGGUGGGCUUGCUUACUGCCACAAAUGAACCACAGAAAAGUCUAGAAGCUGGGGCAGGAAGGACCCUGUAGUGAGAUUUGCUGACCCAACUCUGAUUCCUGCUGUGUCCUUCUACCACCCAGGUUCUAACCAGCCACAUGAGAAUUUGUAUCUCUCUUAGAUGCACCUCCUGGUUUUCUUUAACUUUUUUUUAAAUUGAUUUUUAAUGCCUAUGCCUGCCCAACUGGCUGUUUACUGCUUGACUGUUAACAUUUGGUGAGUCUAGACUCCCAGCAGAGACAAUGGUGAAACAUUCAGCUGCUAACGGAAAGGUUGGCUGUUUGAACCCACCCAGUGGCUUCGUGGGAAAAAAGAUCUGGCAAUAUGCUUCCCUA
Messenger RNA from Loxodonta africana (African savanna elephant), 1201 nucleotides. Its product is annotated as allergin-1-like. NCBI's taxonomy places the organism in Eukaryota, Metazoa, Chordata, Mammalia, Proboscidea, Elephantidae. The record is from RefSeq and is a predicted model, not a curated record. The transcript is spliced from 3 exons. Bases 16 to 855 code for a protein of 279 amino acids.